Cydia splendana is the source of this 1740-nucleotide messenger RNA. It is a transcript of the gene ktub, whose product is annotated as protein king tubby. Lineage: Eukaryota; Metazoa; Arthropoda; Insecta; Lepidoptera; Tortricidae. The transcript has 7 exons. Gene Ontology annotation, biological process: protein localization to cilium. Gene Ontology annotation, cellular component: cilium. The record is from RefSeq and is a predicted model, not a curated record. The coding region runs from base 243 to 1472 and encodes 409 amino acids.
GAUUGUCGAUAAAUCGAUAGGUAUGAACUUGACUACGACUGACAUUUACGAUUGACAUUGCUGUUUCAAUUUAUUGGUAACACAGUAUUCCUGGGCAACGGUAGGCAAGGAUGAUAUAUAAACAAAAAAUGAGCUUAAAAAUGCCAAUAAUCGUUGUAUUCAAUAUAUAAUUGCUUAAUUUUAUGUGUAACUAAAUCUGUGCGGUGUGGUGAAAUUAUAAGUUACAAGACAAGUAGUCAAAAAUGGCUUCAGUAAGUGUUCGGGAUCAGAAGAUCGAACAGCAACGUCAAAUAAUGGAGCAAAAGAUGAAACAAAAAAGACAGAAUUCUGGUAUGGUUCAGGCCAAUGAUCUAAGGGUUGGUUCAGCAAAGCGACCUAUAUCUGGAAGUCGAUCUCGUGAACUGCAUGGCUAUGAUGGGCCCAUGCAAUUCCUUAUGUCGCCAGUGAAUCCAGACCAAGUCAUACCCCUCCAAACCAAUAGAAUAUCAACCUAUGAUGAGCUCGGCAACCAAAUCGAAGUGCUAACGGUAGGCGAUGGCGACCACAGCGGCGAGGGUGAGGAGGAGGAGGAAUCCGUGCCUGUUUGCAGCUUCGCCCGUGACGUGAGCACGGAUGACGUUUGUGCUGAUGCGGCGGUGGCACCAUUACAGCCUCGCGCUAAACGGGACGAGUCUCCCACCCAGACAGUAGAAAUUGAGGGAUCCGUAGAAGGAGCCGUAGAGACGUUCGUAGUGACACCGGCGAGACACGGAACCCUGUACAAAUGCAGAAUAGCGCGUGACAGAAAAGGCAUGGAUCGCGGGCUUUAUCCAACAUACUUCCUGCAUUUGGAGAAGGAUUAUGGGAAGAAAGUGUUCCUUUUAGCUGCUCGCAAAAGAAAAAAGUCAGCAACAUCCAACUACCUAAUCUCCACGGACCCAACGGAGCUGACACGGACCGCCGACAGUUUUGCCGGCAAACUGCGGUCUAAUCUCCUAGGGACUGCCUUCACGGUGUAUGAUAAUGGCAAAGCAUGGCGGAAACAUGACCGAGCCAACACCAGACAUGAGCUUGCUGCCGUCGUCUAUGAUACCAACGUGCUAGGCUUCAAAGGCCCCCGAAAAAUGACCGUCAUCCUCCCAGGCAUGACGCCCGACCGCCAGCGCGUCACCAUCGCCCCCGAAGACGACAGCGAAACCCUACUAGAGCGUCACAAACUCCAAAACUUAGACGAAAUAGUCGUCCUACACAACAAAACACCGGUCUGGAACGACGAAACACAAUCCUACGUCCUGAAUUUCCACGGAAGAGUGACCCAGGCAAGUGUUAAGAACUUCCAAAUUGUACAUGACUCUGAACCGGAUUAUGUGGUCAUGCAAUUUGGCCGUAUAUCGGAGGACGUUUUCACUAUGGACUUUAGAUAUCCGUUGUGUGCUUUGCAAGCGUUUGGUAUAGCGCUUAGCUCGUUCGACAGUAAGCUGGCUUGCGAGUGAAUUUGGCGAUUUUUAGAAGUUUUACAGCGAAUAGGAUUUGAAUCCAUAGAAUCAGUUCACAAUCAUGCCGUUUUUUUUGCCAUUAGUAAUAUAGUUGUAUUUUACAUUUCAUUGUGAAUUUGUGUUAUAGGUCAUACUUUAUUUACACGAAUUUAGGCUUUAGUGCCUAAAUGAAUAGGUAAAAUAUUAAAGCAGAAUGCCUUAUUUGGCAACACUUAAAAACUGGUUCCACGUUCAAAUAUUCUCGUAACUAAACGUAUUUAGGAGU